Messenger RNA from Xiphias gladius (swordfish), 2364 nucleotides. It is a transcript of the gene dctn4, whose product is annotated as dynactin 4. Lineage: Eukaryota; Metazoa; Chordata; Actinopteri; Istiophoriformes; Xiphiidae. Gene Ontology annotation, cellular component: dynactin complex. The transcript is spliced from 13 exons. The record is from RefSeq and is a predicted model, not a curated record. Bases 68 to 1456 code for a protein of 462 amino acids.
AGCGGUGACAUCAGUACCAGUAGCGCCGCCGUCAGUGAGCCCCAGGACUCGGCUUCGCUGCUCAGAGAUGGCGUCCCUUCUGCAGCCAGAUAGAGUUAUCUAUCUGGUUCGUGGAGAGAAAAGGAUCAGAGCCCCUUUAUCUCAACUUUAUUUCUGUCGCUACUGUAGUGAGCUACGAUCUCUGGAAUGUGUGUCUCACGAGGUGGACUCCCACUAUUGCCCAAGCUGUCUGGAGAACAUGCCGUCUGCAGAGGCUAAGCUUAAAAAGAACAGGUGUGCGAAUUGUUUUGACUGUCCAUGCUGCAUGCACACACUGUCCACUCGGGCCACCAACAUCCCAGCUCCUUUGCCUGAUGAUCCUACCAAGACGGCCAUGAAGAAGGCCUACUAUCUGGCCUGUGGCUUCUGUCGCUGGACCUCCAGGGAUGUGGGAAUGGCUGACAAAUCCGUUGCCAGCGGCGGAUGGCAGGAACCAGAAAACCCUCAUACUCAGCGGAUCAACAAGCUGAUUGAGUAUUACCAGCAGCUGGCCCAUCGAGAGAAGCAGGAGAGAGACAGGAAGAAGCUGGCCAGGAGACGACAGUGCAUGCCUCUGGCGUUCUCGGAAAAAUAUGGCCUUGGAACCAGGCUGCAGAGGCAGAGGUCUGGAGCUCCCAUAUCAAGCCUGGCGGGCCUUUCGCUUAAAGAGGGUGAGGACCAGAAGGAGAUCACCAUUGAACCUGCCCAGGCUCUUGAUGAAGUGGAGCCCCUGCCUGAAGAUUGUUAUACCAGGCCCAUCAGUUUACCGGAGGUGACCACGCUGCGCCAGCGGCUUCUGCAGCCCGACUUCCAGCCUGCGGGGGCAUCUCAGCUCCACCCCAGACAUAAACACCUUCUGAUGAAGCGCUCACUGCGCUGCAGGAAAUGUGAGCACAAUUUGAGCAAGCCUGAGUUUAAUCCUACUUCAAUCAAGUUUAAAAUUCAGCUGGUGGCUGUGAGUUAUAUCCCUGAAGUGAGAAUUAUGUCCAUUCCAAAUCUCCGGUACAUGAAGGAGAGCCAAGUGCUGCUGACUCUGACCAACCCAGUGGAGAACAUCACCCACGUCACAUUGGUGGCUUGCGAGGAGAAAGAUCCUGAUGACAUCAACAGCACGGCCAAGGUUAUAGUGCCCAGCAAGGAACUGGUCUUGGCAGGAAAGGAUGCUGCUGCAGAGUACGAUGAAUUGGCUGAGCCUCAGGACUUCCAGGAUGACCCAGAUGUUGUUGCAUUCAGGAAAUCCAACAAGAUUGGUUUCUUCAUCAAAGUGAUCCCUCAGAAAGAAGAGGAUGCGGAUGUCACCGUUUCAUUGAAGAUCAGACAUGACUUCCGCAACCUCGCAGCUCCCAUCAGGCCGAGCGAGGAGGGAGCAGACAACACCGCUGAGGCCAUUUGGCUCACGCAUCAUGUUGAGCUGAGGCUGGGACCCCUUGCUCCCUGAACAUGAAUACUCCGUUUACUGAAUCAACAGUCCGAGAGUCUCAUGUUGGGUUCUUGGAGCUAAUAACUUUAAACUGUGGGAUUUAUUUAAUUUAAAAAUGAUUUCUGAUUCUGCUUAUUGAUGUUUAAGAAUGAUCAGGGAUCUAUUUGACAUACAACUGUUUCAUAGUUUUUUCAUUUUAGCUUAAGUUGCAUCAUCAGAUACAUUGUGGAACAAACAGUGGUUGAAUGAUAGCUCCUUGUGCUGCCCAGUUCAUAAAACUAUAUGAAACAAUGGCUGAAUGCAGACCAGCCGAUAGAUGCAUCAAGUUUAAUUUGGCUACAUGAUUGUUUUUGUUUCUUUCGGUGUUGCUAAAUGCGAUGCCAAAAACGUGCCGAUAUGCUGUAUUUCUUUGCAUUAUCAACCUCCUCAGCUUAAACACUGUAUGCUCUAUCAGUAAAAAACAAAACCUUAUAUAUACAGCACAUAUACUUAUUAAAAUGUUAGUUGUUUUGAUGAAAAAUAACACAUUUGCUCUUGCUGGAAUGUGAAAAAGGAUUUAUCACUAUGUUACAUACAGUGUUUUCCUAAAUGGCAAAGCAACUACAAGCUCCCAGCCUCUGUCUCCACACUUGAGGUACAUUUUGUCUUAUUAAAGGUGUUAGCAGUUUAUGUUCAAAGAUGCGAGUGAGUGGUUAUACAUUAAUAUAACAUUGAGAUUAUAGUGACUGUGGAGAAUAACUAAGUGGAGUCCAUGAGCAGAAUCAGAAACCAUAUCUGAGAACAAUCUGAACAAUUCCCAACCGUGCAGCGUACACAAACACACCUCUGUGCUUAUAGCUUGUGUAUCCUUGUCAACAUCCUUUUCUGCAGACAAUAGUAUCGUAUUAACUUGCAUGCUUCAAAUAUAAUAAAUAUCACACAGAUUA